GGUCAUUCUUGAAUUGAAACGUCCAUAGCCACACAAUUGCAAUAUUUUCAACAAUAUCACUUUGGUCUUCUUCUUUCAUGUUUGCAUUUUAUCUCAUUUUCAUUCACACUGCUCAAAUAUUCAGUUUCUGAGCUUUCAUGGCGGCUUAUGCAGCUCUGAUUUCUCUUAUGAGAGUCAUAGAUGAUAUUGAAACUCAUCCAUUCCCUCCGAUUUUUCUCGAUAAACAACAAGUUGAAUCGCUCACUGAAAAACUUGUGUUUUUGCAGGAAUUUCUCGAAAGCUAUAACUCUCCUUAUGCAUACAGCGACGAAGCAGAUCCGUUGGAGAUGCGCAUUGUAGAUGCAGCUCAAGCGGCCGAAGAUGUGAUCGAGUCAUAUAUAAUUGACACUAUUCACAUUUCUGCAGCAGCAACUGACGAUGGUGCUAGUGGUGGUGGUGAUGGUGAACAAAUUAGUUGCAUCCACUUCUAUCAGGAUCUGCAAAAUGUGAUUGAAGAAGUGGAUAUGAUCAAAAAAGAGGUGACUGGAAUAACAAGGGAAAAGGUAGUGCACCAGAGGAACGUGGCAGAUUUAAGAUCCAGUAGUUCCACUGAAAAGAAGCAUCUCAUGGUAGGGUUUGAUGAUGUGCUUCUUCAACUCUUGGAUAGGCUUACUGAUGGAAACACCAAUCGCCAAAUCAUCCCUAUCGUGGGGAUGGGUGGAAUCGGCAAAACUACUCUCGCAAAAGGUGCGUUCGAACACAAGCUUAUUAAAGAGCGUUUUGGUAUUUGUGUGUGGACUACCAUUUCCCAAGAUUAUAAUAUAGUAGAAACUCUUAGAGAAGUUCUCUCUCGAGCAGGAGGGUCCUCGAGCAGUAUGGAUGAGAAAGAAUUGGUAGUAAAAUUAUACCAGUAUUUAUGGGGUAGAAGAUAUCUCAUUAUAUUGGAUGAUAUGUGGAGUAUAGAUGUGUGGGAUAAGUUGAAAUUUUCCUUUCCUGAUUGUUGUAAUAGUAGUCGAAUACUAGUCACAACUAGGAUGUCGAACUUGGCUGCCCACUUGACUGAUUCCUAUAACGUCUUCAAGAUGGGAUUUCUAGAUGAGGCUAGUAGUUGGACUUUGUUCUCCAAAACUGUAUUUGGGGAACAAGGUUUCCCUACUCAACUCAAGAGUAUUGGAAAGAAAAUUGUGGAAAAGUGUAAGGGACUUCCUUUGGCGAUUGCUGUGAUAGGGGGUCUAAUGGCUAAAUCCGAACCUACAGUAGAAUAUUGGGAGCACAUAAAGGAAAACAUAAGCUCAAUAGUGAAUUCGGAGAAUGAUGAUUAUUGCUUGACAAUAUUGAAACUAAGUUAUAAUUAUUUGCCUAUCUAUCUAAAGCCUUGUUUUCUUUACAUGGGAGUGUUUGAGGAAGACCGUGUGCUUAGUGCUUUAGAAAUUGUCGAGCUAUGGGAGUCUGAAGGGUUUCUUAAACCAUUAGACAACAAAAGCAUGGUGACAAUUGCAAAAGAGUACUUGCAGGAGCUAGUUGAUAGGAAUCUCAUUUUAGUUCAUGAGUUGGGGUUACUUGGGAAUGUAAAAUCCUGCAAAAUUCAUGAUUUACUAAGAGAUUUAUCAAUGAAAGAAGCUCAAAAACAGAGGUUUUUUUAUGUUUUGAGAGAAGAAAGUCCUGUGGGCGUGAUGAGGCAACACCGGAUAGUUAUUCCAAGAAGUACUUCUAAGGAAAAAAUCGUCAAUGCCUUUGAAUCCAUGUCACAUGUUCGUUCUUGUUUACUAUGGUGUGAUUUUAUUCGUGUUCUAGAAUUGCCAAAAUCUAGAUUUCUGAGGACACUGCAUGCACUUAGACUUUAUCCAAAGAGAAGUACCCCAAAACCUGUGAACUCACGAUACCUUGCUUUUCGAAGCGUUGCUUUUCAUUUGCAAACUUCGAUCAAAUUUCUCUGGAAUCUACAUACACUAAUCAUUUUCUGUGAGGGUGAUUCUAUGGGACGAAUUGAUAUCUGGAAAAUGCUUAAACUUAGGCAUGUCGAGUUCUAUGAUCGAAUGAUGCAUCUCCGAGCUCCCCCGAGCGCUGACGAUGAUAUUAUUGUCAUGAAGCAUCUAGAGGUGCUCGGAGGAGUGAAGAAUCUCAAUUUGAGUGAAGAUGUUAUUCAAAGAAUUCCCAAUAUCAAGAAAUUAUCCAUAAUUGUGCGAGUGAACUAUCUCAGCUGUCUUCAGUGUCUUACCAAGCUUGAAUCCUUGAGUUUGUCCGUCUACUCCACCAAUAAAGGAAGGUAUGUUCAGAAGGGUUUUGAGUGGGAAGACAUACUGCCAAUGAUAGGGGCAUUACCACUUCUUCAUAAGCUCACAUUACGUGGAGGUCGCUUCAAAGAAGGCGAGUGGGAAACAACUGAAGGCCAGUUCCCCAGCCUCAGGUCACUAAACUUGGUCGUUUGUCAAGAUCUAGAAAACUGGACAGUGUCAGAGAGCUCCCAUUUUCCAUUUCUUCAGGAGCUUCGUCUUUGUAAAAUGAAAAACUUGAAGGAGAUUCCUUUGGAAAUUGGAGAAAUACCAACACUGAGAUCAAUUGAAUUGUAUCAUUGCAAUGAAUUAUUGGUGUUUUCAGCUAAAGAGAUAUUAAAGGAGCAAGAGGAUUUACAAGGAGACCAACCUGACCUUCAUGUUCGUGUUGAAGUCAAGAAGAAAGAUAAAGCGUUGCAGAGGCUGGCAAGUUCCAAUUUUGAAGUUGUAGUGUCUAUUUUCUAGUGUUAAUGUGUAUUGAUCUCUCUUCUUUUUUCUUAUUUAUUUCCUUGUAAACUUAAUCGGAUCAAUUUUUCAUUUCUCAUCUUGCAUAUUUGGAAUUGCUUUGAUACUACACAUGUAGUAUCCACAUUGUCAA
Messenger RNA from Salvia hispanica, 2850 nucleotides. The record is from RefSeq and is a predicted model, not a curated record. NCBI's taxonomy places the organism in Eukaryota, Viridiplantae, Streptophyta, Magnoliopsida, Lamiales, Lamiaceae.